This is a messenger RNA of Anguilla anguilla (European eel), 5236 nucleotides long. RefSeq names its product Rho guanine nucleotide exchange factor (GEF) 3 (gene arhgef3). The record is from RefSeq and is a predicted model, not a curated record. Gene Ontology annotation, molecular function: guanyl-nucleotide exchange factor activity. The transcript is spliced from 12 exons. The coding region runs from base 409 to 2013 and encodes 534 amino acids. Gene Ontology annotation, biological process: positive regulation of Rho protein signal transduction; intracellular signal transduction. NCBI's taxonomy places the organism in Eukaryota, Metazoa, Chordata, Actinopteri, Anguilliformes, Anguillidae.
CAGCCCAGGGCGUAACUUGAGCACCGCUUAUCGCAAUGCACGAACCUCGGUUCUACACGCUGAUAAUAGGCGGCGCUAGCAGCGUUGACAUAGCGCUCAGACUGUGUGCUUUGAAGCGUUAAAGCGUGAAACAACAGUAGAGACCAGAAAAAAGCCCGAAAGGAGUGACAACAAACGAACCCAAAAGGACGUCGCUGGACGGCUGUUAAUAGGCUACUGGUUCCAAUGUCCUCAUUUUACGACUCACUUAUGUUUCGCUGAAGUAAACGUGUCUGACGGAUCUUUUGAAAACUUGCUGUUGAAAGUGGAUUUAGAACUGCACAGAGCCGUUUAGGAGAGAGUAAACUGAAGACGCUGGAUCUGUUAAUCACGCCGUAUUUAAAAGUAACAUUCAAGAGACCCAGUCACAUGCAAACAACCGUUGAAAGCAAUGAAGAUUCGGGGCAGACGCUGCAAAAGAAGAGUUCCUUCUCCCUCUUCGAUUCAGCGAAUGGCUGGUCCCUCCGAGGGAAGAAGAGGAAACAGAGGAGGAGAGAGGCCGACGCCCUGAGCCUGUGCAGUCUGGACAUCAAUGAACCCAGUAAUAAAAGGGUGAAGCCCCUGUCCCGGGUCACAUCUCUGGCCAGCCUCAUCCCCCCUGUGAAGGCAGCGCCCCUCAAACGCAUUGGCCAGUCACUGCAGCGCUCCAUCAGUUUCCGAAGUGAGAGCCGGACAGAGGGGGCCCUGCCGCGACCAUGGAGCCGCCACGCCCCCCCCGCCACCACCAAGCGCCGCGACAGCAAGCUGUGGAGCGAGACCUUCGACGUGCGGCUCGGCCACAUGCUGUCCUCCAAAGAAAUCAAACGGCAGGAGGCUAUCUUCGAACUGUCUCAGGGGGAGCAGGACCUGAUUGAGGACCUGAAGCUGGCUAAGAAGGCCUACCACGACCCCAUGCUGAAGCUGUCAAUCAUGACCGAGCAGGAGCUCAACCAGAUCUUCGGAACCCUGGACUCUCUCAUCCCUCUUCACGAAGAUCUGCUGAGUCGCCUCAGAGAGGCCAGGAAACCAGAUGGCUCCACGGACCACAUCGGACACAUCCUGGUCGACUGGCUGCCCUGCCUGGACUCCUACAACGGCUACUGCAGCAACCAGGUGGCGGCCAAGGCCCUGCUGGACCACAAGAAGCAGGACCACCGCGUGCAGGACUUCCUGCAGCGCUGCCUGGAGUCGCCCUUCAGCCGCAAGCUGGACCUGUGGAACUUUCUGGACAUCCCGCGCUCCCGGCUGGUCAAGUACCCGCUGCUGCUGCGCGAGAUCCUCAAGCACACGCCCAACGACCACCCCGACCGACAGUACCUGGAGGAGGCGAUCAAUAUAAUCCAGGGCAUUGUGGCAGAGAUCAACGCGCAGACCGGCGAGUCGGAAUGCCGAUACUACAAGGAGCGGCUGCUGUACCUGGAGGAGAGCCAGAGGGAUCUGCUCAUCGACCGCUCCCGCGUGCUCACCUGCCACGGAGACCUGAAGAACAACAGAGGCGCCAAGCUGCACGUCUUCCUGUUCCAGGACGUGCUGGUGAUCACGCGCGCCGUCACGCUCAACGAGCAGCUGUGCUACCAGCUGUACCGCCAGCCCAUCCCCGUGCGCCUCCUGGACUGGGAGGACCUGCAGGACGGCGAGAUCCGGCUGGGCGGCUCCAUCCGCGGGGCCUUCAGCAACAACGAGAGGACCAAGAACUUCUUCCGGGUGACGUUCCGCAGCGGCACGCAGCUCCAGUCCUACUCUUUCCAGGCCAGCGACGCCUUCAACAAGCAGCAGUGGCUCAACUGCAUCCGGCAGGCGAAGGGCGCGGCGGGGAGCGGGGCUGGGGGCGGGGCCGGGGACCCUCCCUCGGGACAGGCGGGGCCCAGGCCGGAGAGCAUGGAGCACAGCGACAGCGAGGUGUCGGACUGUAGCAUGGACACCAGCGAGGCGGUCCCUGACUGCCCUCAGAUGGAGCACACGAACACGAGGUCUGACCCCUCCGCCGAGGUCUGAUUCCUGGGGAGGGGGCGCGUUCCGUCGCCCCUCUCACGGCCCGACACCCCCUCGCCCCCACUUCCCUCUGAAGCGGUCUUGUACAGUAUUGGACCAUGGAGGCCCACCUGCACCCUGGGAGUGGACAGCAGUAUGUGGAAAGCACUUCUUCUUCCUUGAUGCCUUCUCUUUCUUCGUGUCUGUUUUGUUUGUCUGAGCAUUCAUUCUCUCUUUCUCUCUGCCGUUUUCCUGAUAUACGGCGGUGGUGUUCUCCAUGGCAGUGUGUCCUGUGGGCGGGAGGGGAAGGGGCAUCUCUGCGUUCUGCAGAGGGGAGGAGGGUAGGGGUGUCAGUGUUCUUUAGGAAGGGGCGAGGUCACUGUCUCCCUCUCACCCUCCUGCUGAGUGGAGUUUCUGACUCAGGGACAAAAGGUCCUGGGUGUGGCCGGGUCCUGAGGAAGAAAUGGGAGGGAGUGGCGCCGCACCCAUCAAACCCUCACCUCGGGAUGGGAGGCACUGCCCACACGACCCCCCAGCCACUGCCCUUCUGCUGUGCCCUCUCAGCGGAAAGCCCAGGCAGAUUUAUGUAUAUUUAUGUAGGCAGUAGGGAACAUAGUGUUUACAGUGAGUGAAUAUCCAGUCAAAAUGACCAGCAGAAUGUUUUAAGACAAUCAAGGGAGAGUAGCAGGGGAUGUGAAGUGGUGUGAAGCGUUUGGGUUUUUCUGGUGCACCGAGGUCGAAGGUCGGGAGGCGGGUGCUGUGUUCCUGUGACUCUGUACCACGGCUUUUUUACCCUUAGUUCUCUCUCCAGUAGAAGAAGAGAGUGAGCUUUGAAAGGCGUGGCUCUGACACUCUGCAGCGAAUGGCAGUCUGAUCUGUGAGAUGCUUCAGAAGGACAGCCAAUGAAAAAACACUGUGAGCAAAUCCAGCAGGCCACUUCCCAGCUAACAAAAUGUUCUCUCAAUGUUGCUGCCAUGUAGUGGCAUUGUAAUAACAUUGAAUAAACAUUGCAGUAACAUUCUGAGAACAUUUUGUGUUAGCUGGGUUCAACCCGAGAGGCCACUGUGAAGCCACAGGCCUCUGAGGUCCAGGCCGGCUGCAUUCUCUCACACGACUGGAGCAGAAGGGAGAGGAGACUGGGGGCGGGACAGGGUCUGUGUGUUUGUGUUUUGAGUGCAGAGCCAUGCUGGGGGAAAAGAGCCCUGUCUCUCAGAGAGACAGAUCACGCCAUUGGACACAUUCACGCCCACAACCUUAAAAGCAGCCUCUGUCUCAGGGGGAACAUGGAGCGCUGGCCUGUUGUCUGAAGUCUGCAUUAACACUGGCCCUACGCGUGGGGUCAGAGGCAAGAAACACGUAUUAUCACUCCGUAAUAUGACGUUCGGAUUCCGAGAGAAGCACUUCGAUUGGACAAAGAUCAAGAGACUGUACAUUCCCUCAAAGGUGUUCAUCACCUUAGACACGUUAGUCACUGACCCCCCCCCCCCCUCCUCCCGUGCACAGGGCACUGUGAAAGUAUAGCCUGUCAAAACAUGGGGGGGGGCUGUCUUAUGCGUAAGUCACAUCGUGGGGUAACAAAGCCAGUAUGAUGUAGCUGUUGCUGUCUGAGGUCUGGUAAUUGUUGGAUGAAAGUCAAGUAAUUUGCCCGGGUCGUUUACCUUCUUCAUGUUAAAACAGAACUAAAAGAUAAAGUUAUUAAAUUAAGCUGAAGGUUUUUUUUCUGACUGUGUAAGCGAGUAGUUUGCUUUGCCCUGUGUAGCUUGUGCAGACCUGCUUUAGUCACUGGAUGUUCUGUGUGCUGAACUGACGCACACAGAGCUCAAACUAAGACCGCUCAAGCAUUGCCAAAAAUGUGUUCUGUUGUUGUUGUUGUUUUCGUUUUGUCUUUGUUUUUUUUUGUCUUGUGCCAGUUUACCUGUUUGUACCUGUUUGGCCUAUUUGUCUUGUUUUGUUAAGUCACAUGUGUUAAAGAAAUUGUGACCAGGUAAUCACUAUCAAAAUUUAUCCAAAAUGUAUGCCUUUUUUUUUUUCUUUGUUUUUUUUUUUUUAAGAAAUGUAUUGAAAUUUAUCCUUUAGGACAUUUAUUUAUAGUGUUUUUCCCACAGUGGCUUAUUGUUUUGUUCUUAUUGUUGGUGACUUUGGAGACAGGAUGUGACAUAAUGGCACAGGAAAUGCAAGGACAGGAAAGAGAGAAUCACAGCCUCUCAGAAAGACCCGGUUGUGUGCGCGUGUCUGUGUGUGUGUCCAUGCAUGUGUGCGUGUAUGUGUGCGUGCAUAUUUGUGUGUGUGUGUGUUUGUGUGCUUUUGAUUUGUCCAAGAAAAGACACUGUUAUGUGAUGACAUUUGUGUUGAUGGAGCAAAAGAAAGAUGUAUGAUGGAACUGAAAACAUUACCAAAUAAAUGGCCUGAUUUCAGAAAUGUAAUAAAUGAUUGUUUUUCCCAUUGAAAUCUGAUACCUAUUGGGAGUGGUCGUGUAAUAGGAUGUUGUGUCACCACGUCUGUCCAGUACAGCCAGUUUGAGCUGUAGCAUAGAGUCUACCAGUGUAUGGAAUUCUACAAUUAGGCAGACUAUAAUACUUCUCCUCAACAAGGCUAAUCAACUCACAACUUUUUGGUGGAGCUCAUUUGGGUGAAUUGUGUCAAUGUCAUGCUCUUCAUAUCGUUGGGACGGCUACUGCUUUGUGGAUGAGGGCAUUUUCAUCUUGAAAGACAUCCUUCUGCAGGAAAAAAAAUGCAAGAAAGAAACGUUUGAACAUGGCUGAAGAUGGUGACACAGUACCACAAACAAUAAUCUUGCCUGCUAAGGGUAUGAGUAGAUCCAGUCCACCCCAGGACGUGCCAGGGCACCAAUGCAGGACCACCAGAGAACUUCACUGCUGAAGCACUGCUGUGUUUCCAUGGACCUGUUCACUGCCUGUCCCGUGUAAGGCCUGAUGGACAUAAAACCAGAUCGUUCCCAGUCCCGUGGGCUGCUAGGCCAGUCCCUUCCGAGCGCCCAGCAGCUGGAUGUGAACGGGAGAUCACAUGACUCGACGCCCAGGGUUCUUCUAGAAGAAUCCAGAAGAGUCUCCUCGAACGUAUUACAGAUAUGAAUAACACACAGGGUUAACCCCUAGAAACGGUCCAUUUCUGUCUUACUUUCGGAAGUAAGCAAGUAGACUCAUUCGUUUCUUGAGUUUCUAAAAUAUAAUUUCAGUUUUAUUGUACAGGUGACUGCCAAAAUAAAGGAAAUAUUGAUUGAAAGAUU